This is a messenger RNA of Cylindrotheca closterium, 687 nucleotides long. NCBI's taxonomy places the organism in Eukaryota, Bacillariophyta, Bacillariophyceae, Bacillariales, Bacillariaceae. The record is from the annotation of a GenBank genome assembly.
AUGGUGAAUCGUGGUAAUAUACUCCUCGGAGUGAUACUCCAUUCGAUAUGUGCUGUAGGAGUAGGCGCUGAUGACAGGAUACAAAGGAAGCGACGGGGAUCAUUGCACUCUUCUCAAACGGCACAUCAAUCGUCAUCCGAUGAAAUGAAUAGUCCAAUCAAGACUAGAAGGGUUCAAACAACAGAGAAUGGUCAAUGUUUAGAUCGAUUUAGUGCUACAUUUCUUCAGUUCUCGGCUUUACCCCAAGCAAUAUACAACGAUCCGUUUACACGGAACCCUCAGGAACUGGGCACCCGGUAUAUCUACAAUGACAACUUGAGAUUUCUUCCUAGUUUGGAUGUCGUACCGGGAUCAAGAGCGUCUGGUACCUGCACGAGAGUUCAAUCGCGGGUUGGGAAUGAUCAAAUUGGACUUCAAUUGGGUAUGGGCCAUUGCGAAUUCACCUACAGGCUGGCCAACGGCGACCGAGAAGUUAUAUUCACGGCAACUGGCGAAAUAGUUGACUCCAUAGGUGGGGCCUUAUCUAUCACGGGAGGAGCGAGAUCAGCAUUUGGCGCGUACGGGGAAGCUAUCAUUACGCCUGUGACAGUGCAACCAGAUGGAUCCGUUGUGAGCAACGAAGGUGAUAUCUUUCUUGAACCCAACUUCUACAAGGUAGAAGCAACCCUAGUCUUUCCAUGCAAAUGA